Trichomonas vaginalis G3 is the source of this 1569-nucleotide messenger RNA. Its product is annotated as spectrin binding. Lineage: Eukaryota; Parabasalia; Trichomonadida; Trichomonadidae. The transcript has a single exon. Bases 1 to 1569 code for a protein of 522 amino acids. The record is from RefSeq and is a predicted model, not a curated record.
AUGGAAGAUUCAGAGCCUAUUGACCUGGAAAUCGAUUACAUUCAUACAGCAAGAAAUCUAAACGACCAUAUUCGACCAGAAUUAUGGCUUUGCACUUUAGAACCUGCAGAAAUUGCCAAAAAAAUUUUGAAACACGUUAGAAUCGAUGUGAAAACAUUUUCAACAGUUUGCAAAAAUGGUCGCGUUACAUUUAGUUCUCCAUAUGUUUAUGAAUGCGUCCAUAAAACUCAAGUUAUUUGCCAAACACCUCAAGAAAUCUUAGAAUUGCUUGACGUUAUUCAUGAAUACCUCGGAUUCAAGACAAUUGAUGCUGUUAAGACUUACAUAGAAAGUACUUUAGAUCAAAAUCUAAAUAAUAAUGCAAUCUUAGAAAAGAAAGCGCUUGUUGAAGAAAACGAACAAUUAAAAUUCCUUCUUGAAGAAAAAUCUAAACUUCUCGCAGAUUGUACAACCAAAAUUGAGUAUCAUAAAGAUUUAGUUGUGAAAUCUGCUGAUUACAUGACCCAACUAGAAAAUUUACGAGAUAUUUCAAAUGAACAGUUAGAAGAACUCAGUAAUAAAAUUACAGCAAAAGACAAAGAGAUAAAAGAACUUAAAGAUCAAAUACAAAAGAAUGAAAAAGAAUUUAAUCAUAAAUAUCAUGAAGCUUUCGGAAUGAAAGAUAAAGAGAUUGAUGAAUUAAAACGUCAAAUAGAAAAGAACAAAACAGAAGCAGAAAAUAGAUAUUCAAAAGCUGUUUGUGAACGAGAAAAUGAAAUCCGUUCAUUAAAUUCGAUUAAUGAACAAUUACAACAAAACAUCAAGACAAAAGAUAAUGAGAUAAAAGAACUCAAAGAAGAGAUACAAAAAGUUAAAACAGAAAUGACUACUAAAUAUAAUAACAUUGUUUCAUCAAAAGAUAAUGAAAUAAAAGAACUUAAAGAACAAUUACAAAAUAAAGAAAAAGAAAUUGAAAAUAAAUUAAAUACAAUUAAUAAUGAAAUUAGAGAAGUUAAAGAUAAGAAUAAUAAACUAGAAACUAGUGUAAGAAUGCAUUUAAGCACAAUAGAACAAAAAGAUGCAUCAAUUAGUCAAUUAAAAUCUUCAAUCAGUUCUAAAGCAACUGAAAUUACUAAUCAACAAUAUAAAAUUCAAAAAAUGACAACUGAAAUCAAUAAAUUAGAAUCAAAUCUGACUGCAAGUAAAGAAUUAGAUGUUAAAAGAGUUAAAGAAAUAGAGAAUAUGAGACAAAAAAUAAUGAAUAAUGAUGUAACAAUAAAUGAACUUAAAAGCACAAUUGCUACUAAAGAAAGGGAAAUAGAGAAUUUGAGAUCAGGCACUGGAAUGAAUAAUGAAGAUAUAGAUUAUCAAGAAGAGCUUGAUAAGCUUCAAACUCUAUUCACUGAUUUAAGAGUUGCAUCUAGAGGAAAGAAUAUAAAAGCUUUGAAUUCUGCAAAAGAUGUUCUAACAAUGAUUGACGAUGCAUAUGAUGCUGAUAAAAAGACAAAGAUGAAGAUAAUAAGUACUAUUAAUUCUCAGAAAUUACCUGAUUUCAUAAAAUUGUUUACAACUAUCGUUGCAGAUAAAUAA